AUGGAUGAUGGAGUUGCCCUUCACUUUGUUUGCAAGUCCACAAGACACAAGGAGAAGCAGGCCCUUACAGAACUGGGCAUCUUUGACCUCAUAUCAAAAGCCAUUGAUUGCAUUGGAAAAGCUGCUUCCAUGUCUCAACAGGAGAGAGCCAUCUUUGUUGGUGACUGGCUUCGGCAGGCUAAGCAGCGCCUUCGUCAGAAGGAACGUGCACAAAUGUGAUUCUUUGUGAUUCACUUGUUCAAAAGUGAUUUUCAAG
Molecule: messenger RNA, 256 nt
Organism: Darwinula stevensoni
Lineage: Eukaryota; Metazoa; Arthropoda; Ostracoda; Podocopida; Darwinulidae
Source: the annotation of a GenBank genome assembly